Chlamydomonas reinhardtii is the source of this 4438-nucleotide messenger RNA. RefSeq lists its product as uncharacterized. Gene Ontology annotation, cellular component: nucleus. Gene Ontology annotation, molecular function: 3'-5' DNA helicase activity; DNA binding; ATP binding. Lineage: Eukaryota; Viridiplantae; Chlorophyta; Chlorophyceae; Chlamydomonadales; Chlamydomonadaceae. Gene Ontology annotation, biological process: recombinational repair. The record is from RefSeq and is a predicted model, not a curated record. The transcript is spliced from 23 exons. The coding region runs from base 96 to 3977 and encodes 1293 amino acids.
UUAAAAUUGAAGGUCAAAACAUUUCGCCACGAAGCGUCAAAGCGGAAAGACAGCUGACUGACUGACCUGCAAAGCUGCGUAGGACUGCGCAAUAAAUGCAAAGCGACGACUUUGAGGAUGGAUGGUUUGAUGCUCUUACAGUUUACACUCCAUCAGCGCGGGAGCAGCUGUCGCGGCACGGUCUGGUUCAGGGCGGUCCUCGGCAGCCAUGCUGUGCGAGCAACAGCGACCUCGGCUUCGCCGACUGCUUCAAGCUGGUGGCAGUGGCUGGCGAGAACAGCGCAAGCCAAACUUGUCGCUCGCCGGCAACACCUGCGGCUGCUGCCACACAAAAGGCUCUACCCAAGGCCAAACACCGACUAAACCUGGUGUCCGCGGCCGCGCGGGUGAAUGAGAGGCAAGGAAACACGUGGGCGUUCCUGUUGGAAGAGAAGGCACGGGACAUCGUGUGCAGGGCGCUUGGCGAGGCAGAUGCUGCCCUUGCUACUUGCCUUAUGGACGCCAUGCGAUUGCUGCCCACACCGCCACCCGCGGAUCAGCCCCGGACCGCCGCGCUGAUCUUCACGGCGCUGCUCCUCACGGCGUCCACCGCGGGGCGGGGGGCGGCAGGCUUCCUUAUGGAGCUGCUGGUGCACGCAAAGAAGUCCGCGCGCCUGCUGGGCGCUGCCGGCCCGCCGUCUCAUGCAGCAGCAGCAGCAGCAGCAGCAGCAGGAGGAGGAGGAGGAGGAGGAGGACAAGCAGCAGCAGGAGGAGGAGCAGGCGGCGGUGGCGACCCGGAAGGAGGAGGAGGAGGAGCAGCAGCAGCAGCAGGAGGCGGCGGGUCGCCUCCAGCGGGCGGCACGGCGGGCUGCCCCGGCGGCCCUCUAGCCAGCUGGCGGGACGUGCUUAAGGAGGCCGCGGUGCUGCUGCGGCAUGCCGAGUGCGGCGAGGAGGUCCAGCCCGUGCUGGAGGCCGUGGAGCAGGCGCUGAUGCUGGAGGAGCGCGACCGCCUUCGCCAGCAGCAGGAGGCCGUUUGGGGCCCCGGCGGGCUGCUGCUGACGCAAGAGCAGAUUGAUGCUGCUCGCCUCAGCUUCCGCGACCUCGUGACUGGCGAGCCCAUCACAAACAUGCUACAGGCAUGGGCGGGGUCGGCGAAGACCACGCAGCUGCGCAUCCUCGUCCAGAUGCACCGCAGAACCUACUUCUACGUCCUUUCCUUCAACAAGGACAUAAGGGACUCCAAUGCGGUGUCCAUGGAUGCGGACCUGCUUGCGGACUACAACGCUGGCAAGUGCCCUCGCGUAAAAAACUACAAGGUCUCUACCACGCAUGGCUUUGCCCGUGAAAUCCAGGCACUUGAGGAUAAGCCAAGAGCCCUGACCACGGCUCACAUGCGCGGCUUCCUGGCGGCGCGCUGGGGCGCGGAGCGCGACAAGGUCAUCAGCGCUGGUGCCGCCCGGGCGGUGCGGGACACCCUGGAUUGCUUCAUGGCCAGCGCCGAUCCGCAGCUGGACGCCCGGCACCUGCCGCAGGACCCCAGGCGCCUGCAGCAGAUGGAUGAGCAGGUGAGUGUCGUCAUGUGGCGGCUGGACCGCGUGCCGGAGCGCCAGAUCGCGCAUCUCGCUCGGAUCGGGCCGCACCCCGACUACAGCCGCCGCAAGGUGGUGGAGGCAGCGCAGGCGCUGUGGCAGGAGGUCGCCAGCCGCCGCACAGCCAGCGGCGCCGCCACGCGCCUGCCACUGCCGUUCAACUGCUACAUCAAGCGCUGCGCGCUGCAGGGGCUGCGGCUGAAGCUGCCUCCUCCGCCUCCCUGGGGCAUCUGGACGGACGUGGUGCUGUUGGUGGACGAGGCACAGGACCUCAACGCGGCCACCAUGCAGAUGGUGUACAACCAGGGUACGCCAGUGGUGCUGGCGGGUGACCGCUUCCAGCAGCUGUACGCGUUCAACCACGCGUGUGGGGCCAUGACGGAGCGCGUCUCCAUUCCGCAGCGGGUGGUGCAGUGGUCACUGUCUCAGACGUUCCGGUUCGGCCCCGAGAUCGCCUUCCUGGUCAACAGUCUCGUCAAGACCGCAUUUGGGGCCCUGGACUACCUCAUCGGCCGGCCGGCUGGCCCCACGGGCUUCCACCCGGGCGUGGUGUACGUGACGGUGCCGGACGGCCGGGAUCUGGACUCGGUGCUGCCGGGGGAGCUGGAGAGGCCCAGCCGGCCCCGCCAGACCGGCGGCGGCCGAGGAGGGGACGGCGGCGCGGCUGGCGGCACGCAGGGUGGCACGCAGCAGCUGCAGGCACCGUGGCAGAGAGGCACACAGCACGGAAGCACGCCACAGCUGGGGUCCACACAGGCAGGAGGCACACAGCAGCUGCAGGCACAGCUGCAGCACGCACUGCAGCAGCAGCGGCCGUACAGCGGGAUGCGGUUGCUGCAGUGCCCGCUGCGCGGUCGCCAGCCCGAUGCGGCGUUCCCGGCCGAGUGGCGCGUAACGCCCAUAUGCGGCGUCGCCGUGCUGCCGCCGCCGACCGCCGCCGCCUCGCUGCCGGCCGUGCUGACGGCUGGCGGCGCCAAGCGGCUGCAGCUGUGCUACAUUGCACGGUACAACCACACACUGGUGCGGGCGGCGCUGGAGCUGGUGGCGGCGGGGCGCACCGUGCACGGCAGCUUCAAGUCCAAGCUGGAGGCGCUGGUGGGGCGCGUGCAAGACGUCGCGGCGUUCCUGUCGGGCCGGCGCGACUUCGGCACGGAGCACGAGCUGCACGGGCUGGCGGACGAGGCGCAGCUGCAGCAGCUGCUGGAGGUGCCGGGCGCGGAGGUGGAGCUGAUCACCGCGUACGAGCUGGCGCGAACCAACAGGGUGGAAGAGAUCCGGAACCUUGAGAGCAAGCUGGUGGACGAGGAGGCGGCCGAGUACGUGCUGACCACGGUGCACAAGAUGAAGGGCAGGGAGGCGCAGGUCGUGCAGCUGGCAGACGACUACAGCGCACAGCUGGCGACGGGCACGGAGGACGGGCGGCGGCGGCUGCUGUGGCAGCGCUCCAGCGGCUCCCAGUCGGACGAGCUGAACGCGGUGUACGUGGCCGCCACCCGGCCGCACACGGUGCUGCUGCUCAGCCGCGACCUCAGCCGCCUGGCGCUGGGGCUGCACCGCCGCCACGUGCAGCUGGUCUUGCCGGCUGCACCACCGCAGCCGCCCGCUGCGGGCCCUGCAUCGGCAGCAGCGACGGCAACAGCAGCGUCGCCACAGCUUGCGGCUGCAGGCGCAAGUCACAUGCAGCAACCACCCAACUCGCCGCAGGGUCUGCCGCUGCUGCGCACGCAGCAGCAGCCCGACCCCAGCAGCAACAGCGUGGUGACGCCACGCGCAAGCACUGGUCCCAGCAGCUUUGCUCGGAUGAUUGCUGCUGCGGGGCAGGGGGCUGGCGGCACUACUCUCAUGCCCACGGCGCGCAUUGACGCAGGCAGCACCAGCGGAGCAAUGGGCCCGCCAGGGCGGCCUGGCGGCAACGGCAUGUGCGAUGCGGCGAUGGGGAAGCGGGGCGGUGGGCCGUCUCAGCAGGGCGACAGCCACCAGCAGCAAGACCAGCAGCCGGCUCACGGCAAGCGCCCUCGGCAUGGCGGCAUGGAGGUGGGCAUGGACGUGGGCACGCCGAGCAGCCAACAGCCCACCGCCACCCCCCGCCAGCCCAUGUGCGCAGCAGGCGCCAGCCCCGGGCCCUCCCAGUCGCAGCCUCAGCCGCAGUCGCAGUCGCAGGCCACGCCGUCCUCCGGCGCGGCACUGCAGUCGCAAUGCCUGGGGAGCCGCGCCGAGCAGCAGGGUAGCUGCGCCUUGUGCGCCUGCACCCUGCUAUCAAGAGACCUGGCGUCGCACCUGCCCCGUGUCACGUGGCGCGGCCGGCCUGUGUGCCGCACCUGCGGCCGCGAGCGCACGCUGUUCGGGCAGCUGCUGGAGCUGGCGGAGGAGGCGGAGGACGCGCAGAAGGCUGCGGCACGGCGGCGCUAGGUUGGUGGGCGGCCCUAGCUUGGCGGGAUGCUGUAAGUGUGAGCGCGCGCAUUGAUGGGAGGUCUCCGAGUGGAAGGUACAGGUGUGGGUGGUGCAGCAAAUGGUUUUAUUACAUGCAUGGUGUGGGUUGGUGGUCAUUCGACAUUAAGGAAUGGCGGUCUGGCGCAAAAGAGGCAGGGUGGGCUGGGGGUGAGUGUGGCAAGCAAAUUUCCAUGAGGAUGAAUGUUUGGCAAGCGAAUUUUUGAGUGAGCUGCCGUUGUGAGCUUCAUCCAUAUUUUCAGGUUAUGAGCCCCGUAAAUGUUGCGGAACGCAUUGUAGUCCACUGUCGAUGAAGCGGCAUGAGAUGCUGCACGGUGGAAACUGGAGAGGACUGUCCAUGGGCAGUCAGUAGUCAGGUGCAUGGAGGUGACCUGAUACAUAGGCAGUUAAUGGGCUUGAUGAUGCUCUAUGAAGCUGGAUGC